AUGGACUCGACUGCUCGGAACAACGAGGAACGGCAGGCCCGUCAGACGCUAGUGGAGUCGCUCGUCAGUCUCGGCACGCGGGCGUUUGACCCAGAUGCCUCUGACGGACAGGCUGUCGCUGCCAGCCGCCAGCAGUUUUCCGAACUCGUUCAAGGCGUACAACCGGUAUCCCUCCUGCCGGCGCUCAACGUGCUCAUCCAACCGGGCCACGUGCCUGAAUGGCUACGAGCCGAGUUGACCAGCACGUUGGCCCUACUGCCACUGCGAGCUGGUGGUGUGCGGGCAACGCUAGAGUUUGUCUUUUCCGUGCACCCGGCGGGCGGCUCUGCGAAUGCCGCGGCCGCUGCCGCUGCUCCUCAAACAGAAGGUGCUAGUAUCACGCACGAAGCGCUCAAGAUGGCCACGCGCCUGCUCGCAAGUCCGCCGGCGCGAGCCACGGCCUCCAGCUGGUUCGAGGGCAUUGCACCACAGCUAAUGUCGCUGCUCGACGGCCACGACGGCCUCGAGCUAGCCAAGGUGGCCUCGUACGUCAUCGGUUUCGGCAUCCUCGGUCGCAAGAGCUUUGGCGCUCCUGGCGCUCCCGGGUGGAAGCACUUUGCAGAGCCCAUCCUGGCGGCCAUCGAUCCGACCACGAGCAGCAGUAGGUCCAGCAGCCGCGGUGGUGACGCCGUCGUGGACCUGCGCAGGGAUGCCGUCACGGUCUUGGUGCCACAACAGGAGGUCUCCCGCGGACUCCGGCGACUGCAGACUUUGAUCAUCUCCCAUCCUAACCCGGGCCUCACUCGGAGACUGCUGGGACCUCUUGUGCUGCCGCUCUGGGCUCUGUCAUCAUGGCCUCAAGGCGUACGGCAGAUCGAGGACGAAUACAGCUUGCCGGCCAGAAACCUGUUGAGGAUUUACCUCAGGAUAUCGUUCUCGGGCGAAAAAGUCCUUCCUAUGAUCCAGAGUCUCCUCUUUGAUGGCCCCCGCGAUCCGACAAAAAAGCCCCAAUGGAUCUACCAGGUUGCACAGUCGGGAGACGGAAUCUGCAUUGUGACCGCCCCCAUCGACCAGCCUGAUGUUGCCGAAGUGCUGCAGUCCCGACUGCACGAGAUAGAGCCCAAGUGCGACGCGCUGCUAAACAUGCUAGUAGCCAUCUCGACGGACGACGAUGCCAUAUCCACCGUGUUCUUGACUCUGUUCGCUCGCCGGAUGUCGGCCAAGAAGCAGAAGCAGGGACCGAGGGCAGCGGCAGACGUGGUGUUGAUCAAGCAAGAGGACGAGGACGAGAAAGAAGUUGUGGCAGACGACCCGCUGGCCGAGCUCCUGGAGAGCAGCGUUCUGCAGCGAGUGAUGGAGAGGUUUCCGGAGAAACUGGCUCGCCGGCCGCAGGACAUUGUGAAGCUGGUCGAGGGCAUGCUGGUGCAGCUGGAUGAGGCGGAUGACUCGACCGCCGUGGCGCUGAGUCUGCUUAACCUCGUGGUCACGGCGCCGGGCUUCCGCAAGGCACAGAUCGCAGCAGCGACAGUGCAGUCGAUCGAGGCGUCGCUCGAGCGAAUUAGCACACAUUCAGGCACAGGCACAGGCGCAGUGGCCGAGACUGCGGCAACGGCCAAGAACCUGCUGCUCUUUCUGCGGUACCGCGAUGAGAUGGAGGAGCCAGACGCGACGGCACCGACAACAGAUGCAGACCGAAGGCGCACAGAAGACCGCAAGACGUACAGCCUAGCCAUUUCGUACAUCACGCAGGCUGAUGCGCCGCCGCCGGUGCGGUCGGAGGGUUUGAGCCUGCUGCAGGGCCUCAUCACGGCAAACAGCGCGGUGCUGGAUGUGGCGGCACUGCUGGUGCUGUUGUCGUCGCUGCUAGACGAGAGCGAGGACUAUGUGAACCUGCGGGUGGUGCGGAUGUUUGCGCAGGUGGCCGAUCGCCAUCCACGAGCGACGACGCGGGAGCUGCUGGACCACUAUGUUGAUGCGGGCGAGACGCGGCGGGUGGACACGCGGCUGCGUUUUGGCGAGGCACUGCUGCAGGUCAUCCAGCGUCUGGGCGAGACGUUUGCCGGCGAGACGGCCCAGCAGGUCGGCCAGACGCUGCUGGAAACGGCUGGCCGACGGGGCCGACGACCGAAGACGGCGGCGAAGCAGGCGCGAGAAGAACGACAGCGAGAGAUGAGGGGGCGAAAGGUCGAAGCAGACGAAGAAGGAUCGGACGAAGACGAGAACGAGAGGGAAAAUGAAAACGACAGAAAAACAAACGAGAUUCUCAGCCGCAUCGUCGACGGCUGGGGCAGUCGGCGUGGCAGCGAGGACGUGCGGAUCCGAGCGUCGGCCCUGUCGAUCUUGGCGACGGCCGUCGAGACCAACGUGGCCGGUCUGGGUGCCUCGUUGACGUCGGCCGCUGUAGAUCUCUGCCUGCACGUUCUCGCCAUCGAGCCCGAGCCGGAAAAGGCGAUCCUGCGGCGUGCUGCCAUCGUGUUGGUCCUCAGCUUCGUGCGCGCACUGCAUGACGCCCGCGAGGCUCAUCGUCGUCUCGGCUUCGGCCUCACCCAGGCCAGCCAGGACGACAUCCUGCGCAUCCUUCGCUACGUCGCCGCUACCGACGAGGAUGGACUCGUUCGCCAGCACGCCGCCGACGUCAUCGAGAGCCUGCAGAACUGGCAGCUCGGGUCGCUGGUGCCGAUGGCCGGAGACGACGGAGCAGGACCUGGUCUCGGCAGGCUGGCCGGCCUUUCCCUCCAUCCAUCGCUGGACACAGGCAGAAGCACAGACGACAGCACGGGCACAGAAGCCUUGCGGAAGAGGCCCCGGAUCGAAGAGGUCGAGUAG
This is a messenger RNA of Grosmannia clavigera kw1407, 2805 nucleotides long. Its product is annotated as protein required for cell viability. The transcript has 2 exons. Lineage: Eukaryota; Fungi; Ascomycota; Sordariomycetes; Ophiostomatales; Ophiostomataceae. The record is from RefSeq and is a predicted model, not a curated record. The coding region runs from base 1 to 2805 and encodes 934 amino acids. Gene Ontology annotation, biological process: protein secretion.